Messenger RNA from Kluyveromyces lactis, 480 nucleotides. It is a transcript of the gene ATP16, whose product is annotated as F1F0 ATP synthase subunit delta. Gene Ontology annotation, molecular function: proton-transporting ATP synthase activity, rotational mechanism. The transcript has a single exon. The record is from RefSeq and is a predicted model, not a curated record. Gene Ontology annotation, biological process: proton motive force-driven ATP synthesis. NCBI's taxonomy places the organism in Eukaryota, Fungi, Ascomycota, Saccharomycetes, Saccharomycetales, Saccharomycetaceae. Bases 1 to 480 code for a protein of 159 amino acids.
AUGUUCCGUUUAUCUGCUGCUAGAACUUUGGCCAAAUCUGUCAACACCGUUGUUGCUAAGCGUACUUAUGCUGAAGCUGCCGAUGGUGCUUUGAAGUUGCAAUUUGCUUUGCCACAUCAAACCUUGUUUUCUGGUACUCCAGUUACCCAAGUCAACUUGCCAGCUAAGUCUGGUCAAAUCGGUAUCUUGGCUAACCACGUUCCAACUGUUGAACAAUUGGUUCCAGGUGUUGUUGAAGUCUUGGAAGGUUCUUCUUCUAAGAAGUUCUUUGUUUCCGGUGGUUUCGCUACUGUCCAACCAGACUCUACCUUGGCUAUCACUUCCGUUGAAGCAUUCCCAUUAGAGUCUUUCUCUCCAGAAAACGUUAGAUCUCUGUUGGCUGAAGCUCAAAAGAACGUCUCCUCUGCUGACGAAGUUGCUGCUGCCGAAGCUGCUAUCCAACUUGAAGUUUUGGAAGCUUUGCAAGCCGCUUUGAAAUAA